AUGUCAGAACCGUCACGACUGUCGUCGAUCAAACGAUCAUUUCCCAACCAUGCAUCAUCGAUCUCCUCAAAUACAUCAUCUUCAUCAUCACCACCACCAUCGGAUCGUUCAUUUCCACAAUCUUCACAAUCAUUGACAAACCAUUCCGCUUCACCAUCCAAAAUGGUUCAAAGUAUCAGCGAUGCAAUAGUAGUAAAUUUGCCAAGUCAUCAUCAUCAUGAUGAGGAUCACCAGGACGACCAUCAACAACACCAUCACGAACAACAUGACUCUCAAUCAUCAUCAUGGACAUUAUCACCUUCCUCUAGGAAUCGAAGAAAAUCCAAUCAGGAUCAAUAUUCCUCGAUCUCUACCACACCUCCUCAUCAUGAAGAGCCUCUUUCAUGGUCUGGAGAUCAAUCGCCAGCAUCAUCCAUUCAUAGCAGUGUUGUAACAACAACUCGAACAAAUUCAUCGUCACAUUCUAGUUCUAAUAGUAGUAGUAGUAAUAACAACAAUAGCAACAGUAACUAUUAUUCACCACUAUCACAUCACCCUCCUCAUAACACUCUCGGAUCAAGUAGAAGCAUGUCAUCACCUGCAUUGUUUUCCAUGAUGGAUUCGAGAGGAAUGGGAAGUUACAUUAGUCAUUGUUUUGGAAUUUCAUCACGAUCUUUGCAUAAUGAUUCAUUCGAAAUGAUUCCUCUCACUGUUUUGACGUUGUGGAAAUUAGAGGAUUAUGGUGUGACAUCAUCGACGACGACGACGACAAAUCCUCACGGAGGAGUAUCUCCAGCCAAAGAUUUUGAAUCUAACCCAUUCGAGAGUGUUCGAUCGAAUGAAUUUCACACUUUUUUAGAGAGCAGUGACACGACCACGAACGUUCCGAGAUCAACGAAGAGAAGGCCAGAAAUGGUGAGAGGAGACUCUUACAUGUUAAUGUGGUGUCCGUGGUUUAACAUGUAUGAUAAUUUAUUUAUUGAAUUUUGGCUUGUUAAAUUAGAUGAAUCUGUUGUCACAACCUCUAACGCAACACAUACGAGAUCAAAUAAUUUUACUAAUAGUAGUAAUAAUAGUAGCAACAUCAAUUCUUCAAAACACUCCUUUUCUCAAUGCUCUCCAUCACCUUCAAAUGAUGGCUCUAAUAAUAAUAAUUUUCGCUUACUCAAAGUUCGACAACAAGCAAAAGCACUCUCAAAACAACCGAAUGAACGAUUUUUCAGUGGAAAUAUUUGGGGAUAUUCAGUCGUCCUAAACUCGCCGUUGAACCAAACCAAUGAAAGCAUUUUAUCUCAAUACUUGGCAAAUGCAUGUCCAUCUUCGAGUACUCACUUUUUCGGAAAUGAUUUGGAAAAUUUAAUUAUAUGCUUUUUGGACCUACUAAACUUUUCAAAUUCAAGCUUAAUGUUAAAAGGAAUUUCACAAAAAUUACAAAUCUAA
Messenger RNA from Naegleria fowleri, 1419 nucleotides. RefSeq lists its product as uncharacterized. Bases 1 to 1419 code for a protein of 472 amino acids. The transcript has a single exon. Lineage: Eukaryota; Heterolobosea; Eutetramitea; Acrasida; Naegleriidae. The record is from RefSeq and is a predicted model, not a curated record.